AUGCCAUUCACCGUCGGACAACAAUUCCCAACUGGAGUUGAAUUCACUCAUAUCCCAAUUCAAUUCAAUGAUUUAUCAUUAAUAAACCCUUUGAAAUGUGAUACUACUGCAAAAUUGAAUGUUGACAAUUUACUUCAACAAUUAUCAACCAGUGAUAAACCAUUAUUAGUUGUUGUUAGUGUUCCAGGUGCAUUCACUCCAACAUGUACAGAACGUCAUAUUCCGGGAUAUUUAUCCAAUUUAUCCAAAUUGACCGAUAAGAAAGUUGGUGCGAUUAUUGUCUUGGCUUGUAAUGAUGCAUUUGUUGUUAAUGCUUGGGGUAAGACAUUGGUGAAGGCAUAUGUUAAGGAUGUUGAAAAUCUUCCUCAGAUUUAUUUUGCAAGUGAUGGUGGAUUUAGUGGACAAUUUGAAUUAGCUGCUGAUAGAGGGGGAGUCUUUAGAAAUAAGAGAUAUGCUACUUUGGUUGAUAGUAGGGAUAAGACUGUGAAAUAUUUUGGUGUCGAAACUGAGAGUGGUGUUCAUGUGUCUGGAGUUGAAAAUAUCUUAGAUGCAAAGUUGUAA
Molecule: messenger RNA, 561 nt
Organism: Hemisphaericaspora subhashii
Lineage: Eukaryota; Fungi; Ascomycota; Pichiomycetes; Serinales; Debaryomycetaceae
Gene: AHP2
Product: Ahp2p
Exons: 1
Coding region: 1-561 (186 amino acids)
Biological process (GO): cellular response to oxidative stress; hydrogen peroxide catabolic process; cell redox homeostasis
Cellular component (GO): peroxisome; mitochondrion; cytoplasm
Molecular function (GO): thioredoxin peroxidase activity
Source: RefSeq, a predicted model, not a curated record